GCUCUCACGGUGUACACCGGCAAUAACGGCCGCGGUGGUGUCAUCAUCGACGGCGUCGUGGUGGUGAUCGGCAACGACACCGCGGCCGGGCCCACGUCACCGCUGCUGCAGACGGCCACGCCGCCGACGCCGCCGCUCCUCGUCGGCCAACCCAACGUCACCGGCGGCGGCGGUGGUGGUGUCGUAGUGGUCGGCGGCGGUUACUGGUGGUGGGCUUUGCUGGCCGUGUUCCUGGUGCUGGCCACGGCCGCUGGAAACAUACUCGUGUGCCUGGCCAUCACGUGGGAGCGCCGGCUACAGAACGUCACCAAUUACUUCCUCAUGUCGCUGGCCGUCACUGAUCUCAUGGUCGCCGUCCUCGUCAUGCCUGUCGGUAUACUAACACUCGUUUUAGGAAAGUUCCCGUUCGCUUCAGUGUACUGUCUGACAUGGAUAUGUCUGGACGUGUUGUUCUGCACUGCCAGCAUAAUGCACUUGUGCACGAUCAGCGUGGACCGGUACUUGAGCUUGAGGUAUCCCAUGAAAUUUGGCCGAAACAAGACGCGACGAAGGGUGAUAUUGAAGAUCGUGUUCGUGUGGUUGCUGUCGAUAGCGAUGAGCUUGCCACUGAGCCUCAUGUACUCAAAAGACUUCGAUUCGGUACUAGUAAAUGGCUCUUGUCAGAUACCGGAUCCAUUGUACAAACUGAUUGGAUCGAUUGUGAGCUUUUACAUUCCACUAGGCGUUAUGAUACUCACGUACACGCUGACAGUCCGACACUUGGCUGCGAAGAGGCAAAAUCUGCAGAUUGGCUUCACGCACAAUUCGAAUCAAAACAACACGAGGAGGAGCUGGCGGCGUAUGUUGCGCCGGAACUACCGGAGAACUCGGUCGGACGAAACGGACAUCCGGUCGGCGACCGGUGAAGAACUAACCGGCGUGAUAACGUCGUCGACGGGUGCCGGUGGCGGUCGACAGCAAAAGGGUCGUGGCGAUCCGACUGCCAGUCCGAGCACGACGAAACUCGGCGGCAGCAACGGUGGGUCGGUGUCGGGUUCGCGGUCAACGGCAGUGGCUGAAGACGACAGCGGGGCCGCCGACAGCGUGGACGACAGCCCGCGAUUCGGUCACCACCACCGCCACAACCGUGAUCACCACCACCGACCGACGACGCCCGGUGCGAGUUGUCGGGGCACGCCGAGGCCAUUCCAUCACAACCCAUCGGUCGGGUCGACCGACACGGAAAUGACGUCACUGGACGCCCGUGAGCUGUGGCUACCCGACACCGAGCCCACGCAGUCCACCAUGUCGGCUCUGCACCAGUUCGGCGCCGAAAUGCUGCGGCUGUCCCGGGGCCUAGAGAAGGUCGCCUCGCCCGAGUCCAAGCCAGUGUCUCCGGACACAUCCAGAUUGUCGGACAACGGUGGUGGCCAAGAUGGCGACGACGAUGACGAAGACGGUUUAUGUAACGUUGACGACAUGGACGACGAAGAAGAACAAGAUGGUGAAGAAGAAGAAGAAGAAUUAGAAUUGGAAGUAGAAGGAGUAGGUGCUUGUGAUUCGAUGUGCUCAGAAAACGCGUCCACUUCCACAGGGACUCCACGGAGUAGGCGGGUCAAGCGGCAGCGAUGGCGGCGGCGACGGUCGGGCACGUUGCACGAAUCGAUGCGCCGACGGUUUGACGGCCCCAACCACCACCACCACUUACACCAUCACCACCAUUCACACCCGUACUAUCAUCACCAGCACCACGAGCAGCACCAUCACCAGGGACGACCCACUCGAGUCCGGAGCUUCCACGAGGACGAACUGACCAGGAGCCGGACAGGACCCACCUCGUCAGACGUCAACGGGCCCGCAACUGUGGAUAGUGGGCCAAAAAUCGUAGGGACUCUACUAAAACAGGAAUUCCAACGGAAACCUGGUCUGGACGAAGAGAUCUGUCUGCUGCCACCACCACCUCGCCGACGACUGCGUCGCAGACGUUCUGAGUCCGCAAACAGCGGUGGUUCUGCCACCCGUAAUGUGACGGCGGCAUCGGUGACGUCACUCUCCCCAUCACCUGUAUUGGCUGCAAGAACGGCACAUACCAAGACACCGACUCAAAGACAUCCACAGACUGCCACGCGAGUGGACACAUUGACCGUGUGGUCACCUACGUCCAACGCGUCCAAGACGACGACGUUAGCUGUAGCCUCGGGUGGUGUCCAACCGUUGCGCCGGGCCAUGACGCAAAAACCGAUUCGCAAGCAGACGCCAACCGUGAACAUGACGUCAGCCACUGGAAAACGGCACUCGCCACUCGUCCGGUAUGGAUCUACGCUGGGCCUGCCAUCGCGACCGCAGCAGCAAGCGACGCCACAACGGUCGAACAACGCGAGCCGGUCAAGCGUCAUGAUCCGCAACUCGUACCGGCACGGCCGCAUCAUCCGGCUAGAGCAGAAGGCCACUAAGGUGUUGGGAGUUGUGUUCUUUACGUUUGUGUUUCUGUGGACACCCUUCUUUGCGCUCAACCUGCUGCCGUCUGUGUGCCCGAACUGUGAGGCCGGCAUCAGCAAGGGCCUCAUUGAUCUAGUCACGUGGCUGGGCUACGCCAGUUCCAUGGUCAAUCCGGUGUUCUACACCAUAUUCAAUAAAGUGUUCCGACAGGCUUUCAAACGGGUGCUCAUGUGUAAGUACCGCGGCCGCAGCAAGCGGCACUCGUGGCCUCCACCUCCGCCCGCCAGGAAGGUCUAAACCAAGGUCUCAAAUUCUCACUUCGCACACACUCACAUACAUCUCAUUACCUGUUUUUUUCCUGGUUAUUGGUGUUCUCCGCAAUCAUGGUAUCCUGUGGUACCGCAAAAAUCUCUCAAGCCGAGACCACAGCUGAGUCAUCUAUAGUGUCGUGUGGAUUUUAUUUUGAUCUGAUCGGCCGUUGUAAUCAUGAUAUAUUGGUAUCAUUGACCAACCAAUAGAUGUCAAUAGUUGGGCCGAUCUCAACUUUUGGACCCAACAAGACAUGACAGGCAACAUAGCUGUGUAUUUGACUUUAUUCGUGAAUAUAAACACUGACUAACUAUAGAGGCAUAUAUGGUUAAAUACAAUUCAAUUGUUCAAUAUUAAGACUUCAACUGGAAGGUUUUAAAAAUAAAUUAAUAUUAAAAAAUUCGAAGAGAUCCAGCGCAGUUAUUAACAAUAGUUUUCCAUAAAAUGUUAAUAUAAGUUAUUUAACUAGUGUAAAAAACAGAACUGCACUCUAUCACCGUGGGCAUCAUAUUGAUAUAUAUUACUAUAUUAUUUAAAUUUGGCUCAUUCAAAUAUUCGUUUCGUUUCGAACUAUAUCUAAUCUAAAAAACUGCUUCAAAUAAAUUGAAUUUGAAACAUUUUACAAAAUUAUAUCAAGUACGAAUAUUUCAAAAUAUACAUUAAAAAUGGUCAAUAUUUUUUAAGACCACAGUAAAUUGAUCAUUUUAAAAAGUCCCUUUUAAAUGACACGAUUAGGUACUCGCGUAAAAGAACGUCUGCAAAAUCUAUGCUCUAGUAAUGAAACGUUUUAUUAUUCGAAAUACUUUAUUCUUUUAUAAUUUAUAUAAUACGCGGUCGCAUUUCUUGUGAAAUGUCGGAAUGACAUAAAAUAAUCGAAAAAUGUAACGUAGCAAAUAAAUACGUAAAACUAGCAAGCUCGUCAACACAAUAAUAUUAUUAUUAUCAGUCCCCAAAUUUCGUGGAACUCCGUCCGCAGUGGCACAAUUGCAGCUUGUUUUUAGUAUCUAUUAUUAUAGACGUAAUACCUUGAAUAUUACAAUAUGAGAAUUGAUAAAUUGAAUAUUAUGUUCAAUGUUCGCGACGUGACAAACAGUAACCCAAUAUUUCAAUCGAUUUUAUUUUUCAUCGAAAUUAGUACACUCACUUACAUGUACAGCAGUUUACAAUGAAACGAACAAAAUGUCUAUCACUUUUAUGGCUAUAUCUAAAGGUGAGCUAGUUAACUUAUAAUGAAACAAUUAAUUUUUUUUUAACAAACUAAUUAGUAACUUAACUUAGGGACUUAACUAGAUUAUCUGACUAUUGAAAUAACUUAAUUUUUUUCAAAAACAAUCCAUCAUGUCAAUAUGAAAAAAAAAUUAAAUUUAUGGUUCUAUACGUUAAUAUUAGUAAUCACUGUUUAAUGUUUAUAUUGUUUUAAAUAAAAAUAAUCUAACAUUAUAUUAUUGAUACUAAUAAUUAUAAAUCUUUCUGUUAUGUAUGGUUAUAAAAUAACGUUAAAUAAUAUAGAUACAAUUUAUAUCCUCGUAGUCCGCACAUUUAAUAAAAAAGUAGAUUUAUUUGUUUUUUAAUUGAGUCAAGUUAAAUUGUUUUAACACUGUCUGUGGUCUAGUAAAUGUUCGCACCAUCUAUUGGUUCUAUCGCAUCCUCUCCAUGCUUUCAAUACAAUAUUUAAUAGUACAUUGUUAGUGAUAGGAUCAAAAAUUCUUUUUGAUUACCCAUUCAAACAAGUUGAAGGAGUUCAAUUUUUUAAACACACAAACGAUUUUUAUUUUUAAUAUCUAUUUAUUACUGCUCUUUCAAAUACAGUGUUGUUGUUGUUGUUGUUGUUAUGUUCGUUUUGAAAUACCGACCAGCUUUGUAGCGGUGCAUGGGCGGAUGUGACGAGGGUACUAGAGACGAACGAUAAAACAUAUCAAUCUCUUUUCCACAAUACAGAAGGCCGAUGUUUGUUUGGAGCGAAUAAACAGUUUUAGAAUAUUCGGGUAUUCUUUCGGCGGCGUAAUAAUAAUGUAGUCCCUGUAAAAAAAAAAACACAAAAAACAUUCCGUUCUGUAAUAUAUUGCAGUUCUCGCUCAUGUAGAGUAAUUAAUCGCGUUUGAAAUGAUUUAUUGCUGAGAAAAUGUUUAUCCGACACCUGCGAAAGAGUGGAUUAAAAAAGAAAAUUAAUUCGAGGCGAGAGUGCAGACCGAUAAUAAUGUUAUUAUGACGGGUGCAGUAUCUAGACACCGAGAUGCAAUAACGCGGGGAUCGUUCGGUACGUUUUUUAAUAAUAAUAAUAUUAAUGUCGUAUUACCUGUGGAUUUUUAUUAUUUCCCCUCAUCCCUCCUCUUCGCCGUCUUCACGACAGUGCUGUACCUGCGUCAUGACCGCUUUCACACCAGCCGUCUGUUUUUUUUUCGACUCUUUUCGCAUGCAUAAUGUAUGAUAAUGCACUUUUCGAUGAAAUGAUGUCGACCGGUGUUAUUAGUCCAUUAGGAUGGAUCAUGUACGUUUUAUGCACUGUUAAGUCCAAUCAUUAUGACUAUACAUUAUUUACUAAAAUAUUUCAUAAUACAGCAUACUGUUGAACAACUGCAGCGGAAAACAUUCAACAUCUUUAAUUCUUAACUUGGUAAUACAGUUGUAUAGUUAUAACUUAUAAGUCAUAAUUGGAAUAUCAGUAUUUUUCAAAGAAGAUUUUUGUAUGAUGUGAUCGGAGAUUAAACUAUAAGUAUCUAUUUGAGUUUUACUAUUGGUAAUCUGUCGUCUUGAGCGAUAAAUUUACUACACCAAAAUACACCAAGUUUUAUAAUUUGUUUAAUUACACGUUAUAGGUCGAUAUAUCAAAUAUUUAAUUAAAUAAUUAUAAAUGUAUGAACAAAUUUUGUUUACCAGUUCCAUUUAGUUCACCAUCCCUUAUGCCACAAUUCUAAUACACCAUUCAGUUGUGUACUCAAUCUUAAAAUACUGUCAAAAUGAGAAAUGAUACAUUUCAUAUUCAAGAACAGUUUUCCAUCAAAUUGGCUACUUAAUAAGUAAAAACCAUUCUAUUUGAAAAUUCAUUAGAUCAGUUACCUGUACGAUGAGUACAAACAAUAUUAUGACAAUAUAAAAAUUAAAAUAGUAAUAAAUGUGUAAACAAAAGUUAUUGCUCGGAAAAAAAUAUUAAAUAAAACAAAAACUUUCGUGCAAACUAUCAAACAAUAUACAGUUAUAUACUCAAGCGUUUUCAAAUAAGAAAAGGGCGCAGACAAAACAAUUAACUAAUUAUUAUUAUAACAGUUACGUUUAAAACUUAAUUAAAUUUCACUAUAAUUUCGUUCAAGCCGUCCUUCUGGUUCUAACUUCUAGGUUUAAUCGAGAUCGUAAAAUUAUGGCAUAUAAUAUAUGGAAUGCAUAUAUGAGUGUGUGUGUGUGUAAGUGUUAUAAUGUUUACAAGUUUGUGAAAUCCCGAUUAAAAAACCAUUAACUUUCAAAUCGGUGGUAGACGGUGUUGCACGAAUAUUAUUUUGUAAAACAUGGAUGACUAUUUGACCGAUUGAGUAAACCACGAAAGCGGUCAAUAAAAUAUCUACAAUCGUUCGAAAAUGCGACCACAUAAAACUUUCCACAACACCAUAAUUAUACGAUUUAUUAUCGUGAUAUCUUUUAUACGUUAAAUCUCAUUGAGCCAAGUUACUCUGGCGCGCUGCGUUGUCGACAUACGUAUCUAUAUGAUAUGGGUAAAUAGGCAGGUGGAGUAGAUGUGCAUGCUAAACGAUUUGAAUAUGUAUGUUUAAAUAUAAUAUGAUAUAUAUAUAUAUAUAUAUUAUAUUAAAACGUACGCCCAUAAGAUAAAUAACCCAAAGAAGGCGGAACUUCCGUGCCGCCGUCUGGAAAACCUAACCUUUAACUACAGCAGCGGUCUGCCGACGACAGACCCUUAUUGUGAAUUUUUUUCCUUCCGGAACAACGUUGAGUCUUAUCGUUCGUACGAGUAACAAUGAGUUCCUGUCCGGCGUGGGUUGCAGCGCGUAACUUCCGCGUGAAAAUGACAAUAAUAUUUUCCAUUUCCGGUUUGUCGUCGUCGUCAGAUAGUAACAAUAUUGUCGAAAAAGGUUUACCUCAUACAAUAUACGUCAUACAUGUAUAAUA
Molecule: messenger RNA, 6843 nt
Organism: Myzus persicae (green peach aphid)
Lineage: Eukaryota; Metazoa; Arthropoda; Insecta; Hemiptera; Aphididae
Gene: 5-HT2B
Exons: 5
Coding region: 322-2715 (797 amino acids)
Biological process (GO): adenylate cyclase-activating adrenergic receptor signaling pathway
Cellular component (GO): membrane
Molecular function (GO): G protein-coupled receptor activity
Source: RefSeq, a predicted model, not a curated record